AUGGAUACAACUCCACCUCCAUAUUAUGUACCACCACUUCAAAAUAGAUCAUUUAUAUCUUCUAAUUCGGGUAGUGUUAACCAAAUUAAUCGAAUUCCUAUCGGAUCGUUACAAACGCCUUUGGAAGAAUUGCAUACCGAGUUUAUACUUCUACGAUAUCAUAAUUUCAAGCUUCAUUCAGUGGCUACUGUUAACUGUUGGAAAAACCAACAAACUCUACCGGUUCUUCACAUCAACAGUGAUCGUAUUCAUCAUUUAAUCUAUCAUCUACAGCAACACUAUUGA
Messenger RNA from Schistosoma turkestanicum, 285 nucleotides. Lineage: Eukaryota; Metazoa; Platyhelminthes; Trematoda; Strigeidida; Schistosomatidae. The record is from the annotation of a GenBank genome assembly.